This is a messenger RNA of Acytostelium subglobosum LB1, 3492 nucleotides long. RefSeq lists its product as hypothetical. Gene Ontology annotation, cellular component: actomyosin contractile ring. Gene Ontology annotation, molecular function: protein binding; myosin heavy chain kinase activity; ATP binding. The transcript has 2 exons. Gene Ontology annotation, biological process: protein phosphorylation. NCBI's taxonomy places the organism in Eukaryota, Evosea, Eumycetozoa, Acytosteliales, Acytosteliaceae. The record is from RefSeq and is a predicted model, not a curated record. The coding region runs from base 1 to 3492 and encodes 1163 amino acids.
AUGUCAUUCCUUAGUGGCAAGAAGAAAACAUCUUCGUCAUCGACGUCGCAUGGACCUACAUCACCGGGUGGACCGGGUUCACAUUCGGUGACACCAUCGUCACCGGGAUUUGCACCGCGCCAAUGCCCUUUCAAGAAGUUUGGCUGCAUGAACUACUUGCACACCAAGGUCGAGUACGAGGUGCAUCUGCGCGACGACAUGCAGACACAUUUGAUGCUGGUCGUCGAGAAGUUUGACCAUCAGUUCGACCUGCACACGCAGCUGAUGGCCCACUUCACCGAGCAGAUGGAGGACCAGCUGGACCGCACGAUGAAGGUCGUCAAGAACCACAUGGACUCGUUCGGCACACAGCUGCAGGGCCGCGUCGACGAGGGCAUCGACAAGUGCAUGACGUUCGCCAAGAAGGUCGAGCAGCAGCAACAGCAGCUCGCCAAGCGACUGAUCACCCAGCAGAACAUGAAGUCACCGACGGGUGUCGGCCAGCCAAAGUCUGGCGGCGCCCACGACGAUGGCGCCGAUUCCACGAUCAGCUCCAAACAGAUCGAGGCUGAGCUGGCCGCUUUGCACCAGCGCGUCAAGAAGGAGAUGGCCGACCUGACAGAGGACGCCGUCAUCAAGCUGGAGCGCAAGUUUGAGCGAUCGCUUUCCAAGAUCGACAAGAUCGAGUUGGACGUCAAUGCCAAGGUCGACAAGAAGACAAUGUUGGCCACAUUGGACGACACAUUGGCGCACCGCGCCGAGGCCAUCGAGACCACGAUCGUCAAGCGCAUCGAAGAGAAGGACAAGAAGCGCACCGACCAGAACUCGCAGUCCUUUGACGUCAAGUUGGACACACUGCGUGACAAGAUCAAGACCAUCGAGUCGCAAUGUCUGGACAUGUCUGGCGACCUGCGCAAGGUGAAGCUGGAGGCGCCCUCGCGCUCCUCCGUCUCCACCACACCGGCCACCUCCUCGACACCUGCUUUCAACAAGUCCGAGGUGCUCGAUGAGCUCAAGAAGAUGGAGCAGCAGUUCAACGAUAAGCUGGCCAAGAGCGAGACCAAGACCAGCGAUGACCUCAAGAGCGUGGGCACAGACAUCUCCGAGUUGCAGCGCAAGCUGAAGCAGCAUAGCACCGAGGUCAGCGACGUCAAGCAGCAGAUCGACAAACAGACCUACCGCGUCAAGCAGAUCGAGGAUGACCUCAAGAAGAGCGACUCAUUACUGCUUCUCGUCCAGAACAACGUGAAGAAGCACAAUGAGUUUGUAGAUAAGGAGCGCGAGCGCGAGCAGGAGAGGCAGCGCAUCCAGGAGUCGCUCAAGCGUCUGGAAGCCAACCAGAAGAAGUUGGAGGCCGAGAUUGCCGAGGGCAAUGAGCAGGUGGAGCGUGUGUUGCGUGAGGAGACCUCUGGCAGCUCAGUGAGCUCACUGUCCUCGCCCACUCCCUCGCCAUCCAACCAGCGCUCGCCACUACCAUCCAAGCGAUCAUCCGUUGUGCUCUCAUCGCCAAUGGCCAUCUCACAACCUGUUCAGACUCCAGUCAAGCCCAUUGAGCUUGCCAGCAAUAGCAAGGAGUCCAACAGCAAGGACUCCAGCAGCAAGGAGUCACACAAGGAGUCUAGCAGCAGCAGCGCAGGUAACAGUGCGAGCAACAGUGCAAGCAACAGUGCAAGCAACAGUGUCACCAACAACAACAGCAGUCACAGCAGUGCCACGAGCAACAGCACUGCCAACGUCGUCAGCAGCACUGAAGAUGGCGAGAAUGGUAUACUCUGGGAGUAUGAUCCAGUCGUCGAGAAGUGGAUCAGACUGUCUAUCAAGCUAAAGGUCGAGAGAAAGGCAUUCGCAGAGGGUGCACUUAGACAAGCAUAUCACACAACUUCGCUUGGCGUGUUUGAGAACGUGCCAGCACUGAGUCCAAAGCACGCGUUCCCAACGGUUGACUCGAUAAGCACAAUGUCAUCUAGGAAUGAGGCCGUCAACCAACUGAAGGCCGGCACAAAGUUUGUGCUCAAGCUCUACAAGAAGGAAGCCGAGCAACAGACAAGCCGCGAGCUCUACUUUGAGGACGUCAAGAUGCAGCUAGUGUGCCGCGAUUGGGGUCAUCGCUUCAAUCACAUGAACCCACCCAAGAAGAUUGAGUUCCUCAUGUCCUGGGUGGUGGAGCUGGUGGACCGUGGCAACACGCCCGUGCUCUGCUCGAUCGAGCCACUGCUUGUCGGCGAGUUCAAGAAGAACAACUCCAACUAUGGCGCCGUGCUCAACAGCCGUUCGACACCACAGGCCUUCUCGCAUUUCACCUACGAGAACAGCAACAAGCAGAUGAUCAUUGUCGACAUCCAGGGUGUGGACGACCUGUACACCGACCCACAGAUCCACACUGGCGAUGGCAAGGGCUUUGGCCUGGGCAACCUGGGCAAGGUGGGCAUCAACAAGUUCAUCACAACUCACAAGUGCAAUGCCGUGUGCGCGCUGCUCGACCUUGACGUCAAGCUGAAUGGCUCGGGCGGCAACAACGCCACGAUGCGUAGCCAGCAGCUCAAGGGCACGAUGGUGUUGCCAGACAUUGUCAGCGAGCUCCAGAUGGCGUCGCCAUCCGACGUAAAGAUCGGCGCCAACGAGCUGUCUAAGCUGGACAUGAGCCGCAAGGAGCUCAAGUGCAUCAACACCGUGCAGUCAUUCCGCGAGAUCCUCAACUGCGUCUACUUCUUUGAGGGCAUGCGCUAUCUCUGUGCCGGCUACGGCGAUGGAGUUAUGCGUGUGUUUGACAUUGAGAACAACUGGAGCGUGGCACACACGAUCUACGCGCAUCGCAAGCCAGUGGUGUCGGUAUGCUCCAACUCGCAGUACAUCUUCACAUCGUCGCCCGACCAGACGGUCAAGGUGCACUCGCUCAAGAACUCAUCCAAGGCGCUCGAGACAUUCAUUGGACAUACAGGCGAGGUCAGCUGCAUUCGCGCCAACGAGAAGUACCUGUUCAGUGGCAGUUACGACAAGACGAUCAAGGUGUGGGAUCUGGCCACGUUCCGCGAGGUCCGCUCGUUGGAGGGCCACACCAAGUACAUCAAGUGUCUGGCGCUGUCCGGCCGCUACCUGUUCAGUGCAGGCAACGACCAGACUAUAUACGUGUGGGACACCGAGUCGCUCACCUGUCUGUACGGCAUGCAGGGCCACGAGGACUGGGUGCUCAGUCUGCACGUGUGCGGCGCGCACCUCUUCUCCACGUCCAAGGACAACGUCAUCAAGAUUUGGGAUCUGUCAGACUUCCACUGCGUUGAGACAUUGCGCGGACAUUGGAACAGUGUAUCGUCGUGCGUUGUCCAAGACCGCAUGCUCUACUCUGGCAGUGAGGACAACUCGAUCAAGGUGUGGGAUUUGGACACUCUGGAGUGCGUCUACACUCAACAAAAGUCACACUCUCUUGGCAUUCGCUCCGUUACCUACUGCAACAAUCAACUUAUCACUACCUCUUACGAUGGUUCAAUUAAGAUUUGGGAGUGGAUCACCAAGUAG